Molecule: messenger RNA, 1222 nt
Organism: Galdieria sulphuraria
Lineage: Eukaryota; Rhodophyta; Bangiophyceae; Galdieriales; Galdieriaceae
Exons: 2
Coding region: 59-1201 (380 amino acids)
Biological process (GO): transcription elongation by RNA polymerase II; positive regulation of transcription elongation by RNA polymerase II
Cellular component (GO): Cdc73/Paf1 complex; nucleus
Molecular function (GO): RNA polymerase II C-terminal domain phosphoserine binding
Source: RefSeq, a predicted model, not a curated record
CCAACGCAUUGAGUAUUUCUCGUGUUUUGCAUUGGUUGGUUGGCUUCUCUCCAAUUAUAUGGCAAGUGCUACAUCGUAUGAAGGAGACAGCGAAAAUAUAACCGAGACCAAUAUGGAAGAAAAUGAAGACAGGAACAACCGUGAAGUGGAUGAAAGUGAAAGCAUGGAAGAUGAUUCGGAAACUUCAGCUUUGCACUGGAGCGAAUCGGAGUACUCUCAAGGAAACUCUCAACCCUUGAACAACGUGGGACAAACAAGAUCCUGGGAAGGUUUCGAGUCCCAAGAAGAGAGAACGAAGCAAGUUGAAGUUAUAGGUAAAAAGUUGGUCAAAGAAAAUAGGCAAAUUUAUUUAGCCAAACUUCCUUCAACCGUUGGAGUGGAACCCUUUGCUUUUCAGGAAUGGAAAGAAAAGAGUAGGGAACAGAAUGAAUCGGAUUCUGGUAGAGCAGCUUUAGUAAAGAUAAGGUACCGAAAGGUAGGAAAUGACUGGGAGUCAAACACAAGACUGGUGAAAUGGGAAGAUGGCUCGUCUUCGUUAUUUAUUGGAAACGAAUGUUUUGAUGUUAUUGAGCAAGAUAUUAGUGAAGAAAGCCAAUUGUUUUUAUUUCGUAGACAACCCACUGCUCAAGCAGCAGAAUGUCGUAUUUCUCGCAAGUUGAAAAUACAACCUGCAAGUAUUUCAUCAGGAAUACAACGCAAGUUGGGCACAUAUGAAAAAUUUGCAAAGGAAAGAAAAGUAAAAAUGGCAGAGAUGGAUAGAGCUCCUGAAUUGGAAGAACAGAAGUUGGCACAGUUAGAACACGAAAGAGCACGAGCACAAGCCCGUUUGGAAGCUAAGAGAAGACGAAAAGAGCAACUUGUCAUGGAAAAUUGGAGAAGCUCUGGUGUCUCAACUGAAUUUUUAGAUAAUGACUAUUCUUCCAACGAAGAGUUUAGUGAUGAAGAAGAUCCUUCAUUUAGUAUAGCCAAUGUGAAAAGUCGAAUAAGUGGAAACAGAAAAAGUAACGACAUGACUUUGGAAGAGACUGGUCAAGAAGAGGAGGAUGCGAGUCUUUCAUCAAAGGCACAAAUGGAACGAGAAAAUCCUUCUCGCUUGGACAAAUUCAAGGAUUCCGAUACCCCUAUAGGAACUUAUCGGGAACCUUUGCGUUCCCAAGUCUCAGAGCAAAGUUCGGAAGUCUUCAGAAGACGAGAAAAAUGACGAACCGAUUCAUUCUAAGGA